Polyodon spathula (Mississippi paddlefish) is the source of this 729-nucleotide messenger RNA. RefSeq names its product oxysterol-binding protein-related protein 7-like. NCBI's taxonomy places the organism in Eukaryota, Metazoa, Chordata, Actinopteri, Acipenseriformes, Polyodontidae. Bases 138 to 725 code for a protein of 195 amino acids. The record is from RefSeq and is a predicted model, not a curated record. The transcript has 7 exons.
AAAGAGGAAAUGGCCCCUUAAGGGGUGGGCACAAGAGGUAUUUUGUGCUGGACAGCGGGAUUCUCAAAUAUGCCAAGACCCAGCAAGAUAUCAGUAAAGGGAAGCUCCGCGGCUCGAUCGACGUCCGUCUGUCUGUCAUGUCUGUCAACAAGAAAUCCAAACGCAUUGAUCUGGAUGCUGAAGACAACUUGUAUCACCUCAAGGGGAAGUCUCAGGAAGUGUUCUCUGCCUGGGUGUCUGAGCUCCGAGCUCAUCGGAUCUUUCGCCAUGGCGACUCGGCCCGGCUGCAGAGCGGGCUGUUCACAUCGCUGUCUGCCCUCGAACCCCUGCCCAGCAACGGAGCUCUGCUGGGUCUGAUCUCUCAGAUCCAGCCCCACAACCCCUUGCACCAAAGCCCUGAGUCAGGCCCCCUGCACAGCAUCCCUUCCCUGGCUGUAGAGGUUGACAGCAAGGUGGCUGCAUGGCUGCAGCACACUGACGACAUGCAGACCUGCUCCAGGGAACUCUCCGAGUGUCAGACGAACUUGACCGAGCUGUACAGGCUGCUGCAGAGUCUGGAGCUGCUUCAUCGAGUCGCCUCCGCCCCCCUCAUCUGUGACAGCCAGAAUUUGGUGACGGAGAGACCCAAGAAGGAGAAGCGCUCAUCCAAGAUCUGGUGCACCAAGAACUCUGCAAAAGACGAAGCUGCAGACACGGUGAGCCACACCCACCAGGGGGCAGGCUAGGGCU